Molecule: messenger RNA, 1051 nt
Organism: Cladocopium goreaui
Lineage: Eukaryota; Dinophyceae; Suessiales; Symbiodiniaceae
Source: the annotation of a GenBank genome assembly
GCAGCGGAUGGGGCAAGCCCGUGCAGCCAACAUGGCCUUCGUAGGUCAAGUUUAUCAACGAUGUCGUUGCGGAUUGGUGAUGCUCGCCGCGGGUCUGAAGAACCACGUGGAGAAGGAUUGUUCUGAUGGUACCCCGAGGACCCCAGCCAAGAAAAAAAGAAAAAUCAAGAGUGACCCGAGCGAAGGAUACGCGCAGGUACCUCGAGAUGCUUGCAGACCAAUUUCCUCAGAACACACAGUUCAAAAUCAUUUGCCGGAAGUGCCCGGAAUCCUGCAAGCUCAACAAGCCCGUCAACGAAAAGCUUUCAGCCCAAGAGUUUCUAACUGCCUGGGCGGGUCAUUUUGAGGCUCUGGAUGUCCGAACGGCUACACAGCAGGUUCGCUUCAUGCAUUGGGAGAAUGCCAAGCUGGAGCAGACGGCUGAGGAUCUUCGGAAGCGUUUGCAGGAGGAAGAGCGAGAUGGAGUAGUCCGACAGCAAGAGGCCAACCAGAUGCUUGAGACAGCAAAGGUGAUGGAGCAAAACUCCAAGCAAGUGAUCAGCGAGCAGCUGGCAGUGAAUGAAAGUUUGCUGCAUGAGACAGCUCGGCUGAAGCGGGAGUUGAACGAGGCAGUGAACAUGGCUGAAGCUUCAGCACAGUGUGUCAUAUGCCGUGAUGCUAAGCCAUCCAAGGCCUUCGUUCCCUGUGGGCAUGUUUGCGUGUGCUCAUCGUGUUGGGAUGAGUUCACACGGAGCAGUGGCAGCAAAUGCCCCAAGUGCCGCAGAGAGAUACAGUUUUCAUUUUCCGUUUGGAUUUAGUCCAUACGCUGCACGCAGCGGGUGAGGUGGAGGCGGUUCGCCUCCAAGUUGCCUCGGCGUUGAAACUCUUUCGUUUGUGACAAUUCAGUGGACCUCGUCAUUGAUACAAAGGCCACUUGCGGAUGCACCGGGCCGCGCGGCUGUCUCAUUUGUCAGUAUCUACCAACUACUGGCCCUUUAGUUCACUGCAUCGUGAUUAUGUAAAUGAGAUUGCCAUUGAGUGGAUUGGUGAGAGAAUCACCCAACUAUUUUCC